AUGGGGUUUGUUCCCACUUCCCAGGCAGACCGCACUGUGAGGCUGCGGGUGUGUCUGGAGACGCUGGGCGUGGAGGAAGAGACGCUGGAGGGAGUUCCGGCUCACUUGCGCCUCCCAGUGGCUGUGACCUGCUACUGGCUGAGGAGGGCCAGCCCUGAGCCGAGGCUCCUCAAAGCUCUACUGAUGGUCGUGGUCCAAGGAGAACUGAUGAGACAAAUUGGGACAGCAGGCUGGCAGGGAUAUACCAACCACCACUCUCAACCUCUGGAUGGUAUCGUGGCUCACCGCUUCAACCAAUGGCAGGCCUGCCUGAAGGACGCCUCCCAGCUCAACCUGCUGCUCUGCAAGCCCCUCCCUGAACCCCACUACGCCUGGUUGUACCAGGGCAGGCUGGUGCACCGGCGGCAGAAGCAGCUCCAGGAGAGGGAACCAGAGGAGAUAGUACAGGAUGAACAGUUCAGGAGACUGUACAGGAGACUCCUGGGAGCAGUGACCCAGCCAGAGAGGAGAGCUGGGGGGCCUGAGGCCCAGCUGAGGGCCAGCAUGGAGCACCUUCACCUCAACACCCAGGAUGAGGAGGAGGAGGAGGAGCUGGGCGGGGCUGCAGGCCUGGAUCAGGGCUCUGAUAGGCCUAGGGUGACGGUUAGAACACGCUACAGAACCAAAGACAGGAAGGACCGGUCCAGAAACCCAGAGCUGUGGAGGAAGCAGGAGAGGGAGGGGUGGUUGUGA
This is a messenger RNA of Gadus morhua (Atlantic cod), 732 nucleotides long. Its product is annotated as protein asteroid homolog 1-like. NCBI's taxonomy places the organism in Eukaryota, Metazoa, Chordata, Actinopteri, Gadiformes, Gadidae. The record is from RefSeq and is a predicted model, not a curated record. The coding region runs from base 1 to 732 and encodes 243 amino acids. The transcript is spliced from 3 exons.